GGUCGGUCAACAAUUCACAAAGGGUUCAAGUGACGCAAGCAAUGACAACAUCUAAGUCGACCAUCCAAUGAUAUUGCGCCACGUAAAUAUCCAGCUGGCUGCGGUCAGCGUAGAAAAGAAAACGGUCGGUUUUGCCGCACGUGCUUGAAAAUCCCCUCGUGUCAUCUUUUUUCUGUUUUUUGUGUUUUUUUCAAUUUAAUUAAUUAAAAAUAUCGGCGAUUUUCGUCCUUAUAAAACCUUCGUCGCCUCACUCACAUAUCCUCGAUUACAAUCCUGAGCAGACGAAGAAAACCAAAAACCCAGAUCCAGCUGAAAUUGAAUUUUCAACCAAAGAAGAAGUAUUUUUUCGAAGAGCAACAGAGAAGAAGAAGAGAAUGAAGGCGGAGCUUAAUUUACCGGCUGGGUUCCGAUUCCAUCCAACGGACGAGGAGCUUGUGAAAUUCUACUUGUGCCGGAAAUGUGCUUCCGAGCAGAUCUCGGCUCCGGUUAUCGCCGAGAUUGAUCUGUACAAGUUCAAUCCUUGGGAGCUUCCAGACAUGUCUCUGUACGGAGAAAAAGAGUGGUACUUCUUCUCACCUAGAGAUCGGAAAUACCCAAACGGUUCGCGUCCAAACCGGGCAGCAGGAACCGGUUAUUGGAAAGCUACCGGAGCAGAUAAACCCAUCGGUAAACCGAAGACGUUGGGUAUCAAGAAAGCACUCGUCUUCUACGCUGGGAAAGCUCCAAAAGGGAUUAAGACCAAUUGGAUAAUGCAUGAGUAUCGUCUCGCUAAUGUCGAUAGAUCAGCUUCUGUUAACAAAAAGAACAACCUACGACUUGAUGAUUGGGUUUUAUGUCGAAUAUACAACAAGAAAGGAACCAUGGAGAAGUAUUUCCCCGCGGAUGAGAAACCGAGGACGACGACAGUGGCUGAACAGUCAUCAUCGCCUUUUGAUACAUCGGACUCGACUUACCCGACAUUGCAAGAGGAUGAUUCCAGCAGCUCAGGUGGUCACGGUCACGUGGUGUCACCGGACGUUUUGGAGGUUCAGAGCGAGCCUAAAUGGGGAGAGCUUGAGGAUGCUUUGGAAGCUUUUGAUACUUCCAUGUUUGGUGGUUCCAUGGAGUUGUUACAGCCUGACGCUUUUGUCCCUCAGUUCUUGUAUCAGUCUGAUUAUUUCACUUCCUUCCAGGAUCCGCCAGAGCAGAAACCAUUCUUGAAUUGGAGUUUUGCUCCACAGGGGUAAAAACGGAAGAGAUUAAAAAAAGAUGUUUGCUUGUACUGUGCCAGAGAGAAGAGUCUCAUCUCAACUCAUCCCUGGUUCUUAGUAGUAUAAAAGGAUUGUAGAAUGUUAAUAGGUUUUAGCAUCAAUGCCUCAUUAGCAGGCACAUUCUUGUUCUUUCAUGAGAAAUUUAUAUGAAAACUAAAAAUUUAUAUUCAAAUUCUUCAAGAUGUUGCACUUAUGUAGAUACUGAUAUUAAAUAACAACCUAACCUUUAUAA
Arabidopsis lyrata subsp. lyrata is the source of this 1482-nucleotide messenger RNA. RefSeq names its product protein ATAF2. Lineage: Eukaryota; Viridiplantae; Streptophyta; Magnoliopsida; Brassicales; Brassicaceae. Gene Ontology annotation, molecular function: DNA binding. The transcript has 3 exons. Bases 375 to 1226 code for a protein of 283 amino acids. Gene Ontology annotation, biological process: regulation of DNA-templated transcription. The record is from RefSeq and is a predicted model, not a curated record.